This is a messenger RNA of Candidula unifasciata, 975 nucleotides long. The record is from the annotation of a GenBank genome assembly. NCBI's taxonomy places the organism in Eukaryota, Metazoa, Mollusca, Gastropoda, Stylommatophora, Geomitridae.
AUGUUCAGACUUGCAAUAUUGACGGUGGCACUAACUCUGGCAGCCGCCAGUCUUGAAGCUGACUGGGUUGUCUACAAGAAAACAUAUAACAAAGUCUACACUGAAGACGAAGACGCUGUCCGCCGCCACAACUGGCAAACCAAUCUCCAGACGAUCGAAGAGCACAAUAAGCUCUAUGAUCAGGGGCUGACCAGUUACUAUUUGAGGGAAAAUCAGUUUGCCGACAUGACAAAUAUGGAAGUAGACAGAACAAUGAAAGGCUUGAAUAUCAAGAAACAGCCGAACCCGGGCAACUACCCGACUGGCCUCUACAAAGACAGUCUCCCUGCUGAAGUCGACUGGCGCAAAAAGGGAGCCGUCACUCCAGUCAAGGACCAGGCAACUUGCGGAUCAUGUUGGGCUUUCUCUGUUACUGGAACAGUAGAAGGGGCACAUUUCAUAGCCACAGGCAAACUUGUCAAUCUGUCGGAAUCACAGCUCGUCGACUGUUCCAGACCAUUUGGCACUGCAGGCUGCUCAGGGGGAUACCCAGAUGAUGCCUUACGAUACAUCAUCAACAACACGGGAAUCGACACAGAGGAAAGCUACCCCUAUAUAGAUAUGGAGGAAAAGUGCCAGUUCAACAGAACAAGCAUUGGGGCAACCAUCAAAUCAUUCAAAGACGUUGAACAUGGCAGUGAAGAUGCUCUUCAAAAAGCUGUAGCAGAGAUCGGUCCUGUCAGUGUUGGUAUAGACGCUAGCGGCGACGACUUCAGAUUCUACGCAGGUGGUAUCUACAAUCCAUCAUGCUGCAGCACCACCGAGCUCGACCACGCUGUGUUGGCUGUUGGAUAUGGUAACGAAAAUGGCACGGAUUACUGGAUCGUUAAAAACAGCUGGGGUGAAUACUGGGGAGAACAUGGCUACAUCAGGAUGUCCAGAAACAAGAACAAUCAGUGCGGUAUUGCCACUCAGGCCGCUUACCCGAUUGUGUAA